Molecule: messenger RNA, 2514 nt
Organism: Cryptococcus amylolentus CBS 6039
Lineage: Eukaryota; Fungi; Basidiomycota; Tremellomycetes; Tremellales; Cryptococcaceae
Exons: 6
Coding region: 29-2173 (714 amino acids)
Biological process (GO): proteasome-mediated ubiquitin-dependent protein catabolic process
Cellular component (GO): GID complex
Molecular function (GO): protein binding
Source: RefSeq, a predicted model, not a curated record
UCUACGCUCUACUGCCCUGCUCGUAUCAAUGGCCGCCCACGACGCAUCGUCGCUCCGCGAUCUCAAGAACCACAUCAUCGGCAGCACCCAGAACAAGAUCGCGCUCGCCCAAGACUCCCGCCAGCUCGAUCGUCUUCUAGCCGUCUUACACCCCACCAGCGAACCUGCACUCCUCAAAGAAGCUGUCGCCGUGGUUGCUUCUGUUGCGAAUGCCCCAUCCACAACCAUUCCUCUGGCGCUCCUCAAUGUCCCAGCUCGCAUGCUGCUACUGACGCGCGAGAUCAUCGCCCAGCCAAGUCACCAGCAUACCUUUCGAGAAGCACUUCCGCAUAUAUCCAGAUCACUGCGGAACACAAUCGUUUCCGUAGCAGACGUUCUGUGGGGCGAUCUAUGGGGGGCCGGCCCAGAAGGCGAGAUCGUUAGCACUGGUCUGGAAACGGAUGACGCCCUCCAAUCCGUAGACGACCACAUAUAUAGUGAUAUUAUCAGCAGCUGUCUACAGAAUGUUCUAGAGUCGGCCCACGCGCACAUCCUUCUAUCGCUCCUGCGUCACCACGAUCCACAGGUCUCGCUGCCUGUUUACCAUAUACUGACUCGACUUUCGGCCUUCCCGUCGCAUCGUCAACGUAUAUUGUCUUGGACGACGUCCCUCUGCGACAGCUCUUUCCCGGCGCUUGGUACCACCCCUUCGGCACCAGACGAUUACCCAUUCAGGUCACUCGUGGUAGGACAUGUAAUAUCUACUAUUGAGAGACAUCGGAAAUACGGGUCCUCUCAAUCCAUGGACUUGAAGGUGAAAGAAGCGUCUCUGGAACUGUUGGCUGCUUUGGUACAAGGGGAAACUAAGCUUGCAACCCUCAUUCGCGGUCAUCCCGGCUUCGCGUCAGCCCUGCACACAGAUCGCAAUCAUGUGAUGGAAUCGACGAGUAAUCUUUUCAUACAGCAUUUGAUUGCCCUGGUACAUUCUAGCCGGAGAAGCUUGCGCUUGGCAGCUUUGUCUUGGUCAGUUCCCAGGUGUUAUUACUACGAGACGUUGCUGAGUAUCCUGGAUUGUAGCCUCAUAUCACUCAUCAGGUCGGGACCGGAUGGGAAUGUAGGAUCGCCAGAAGCCCAUGCAGUGACUCAACAUCUUGUGGCGGACAUUGGAAAAUUGCUACUUUCAGACGAUCUGGAAGAGAGAAUCAAGUUAAACUUCCUUCUCGCCAUGCUGGUAGCAGACGACCCUUUAGCGCAAGCAUCUGCUUUCGAGGCCAAUAUUCCCCCCCUCAUUCUACAGCGCCUCUGUGAAUUCCCAUCCAAGCUAUCGGAUAUGCCACGGAACCUCUACUUUCGCUCGCUAGAAUCAUCCCUACUCGCGCUAUGUGCUCUUUCCACCGCUUAUGACCCUGCGCGCGUAAUGAUUUCCGAAUACCGGCCAUGCGAACGUCCACAAGAGAGGCAAUAUAUGUUGCCCCAGCUUAAAUAUUGGCUGCGGAGUCAUAGCUACGGUGUCAGAGCAGCUGCGUGUCAAUUGAUUCGCGCGCUGAGCAGAACUGUGGCUUUGCUACGAACAGAUAUACUGGACGAAGAAUUAGGAACAGACAUAAUCGCAGUGUUGAGGCGAGAGCUCAUCAUGGAGAAGAGUCAGAGAAAGAACCUCAUGGGGGAGGCUGCUUGGAUCGUGGAAGUGUCUGCCACUGCAGUACUGUGCAAUAUGGUAACGGACUUUUCACCGUUUCGUUCGGUAUUAGUGCAAGAUGGGACCCUCCGACUGCUUGUGGGGCUCACAAAAUCCGAACAUCAACCUCUGGCACUCAACGCGCUUUGGGCCAUCAAAAACCUCAUGUUUCACUCUGACCUCAUAGCCAAAAGGGAUGUCAUAUCACACUUCGGGCAUGAUUGGCUUUUGGAUCUUUGUUCCGAAAAGUCGCCAGACUCGAUCAGAGUACAAGGUCUCGAGAUCAUGCAGAACAUCCUGGCUGAAGAGUGCCCUUCUACUGUAAGCCGGCUCGCCAAUGAUCUGGGCGGAGUCGGCGGCUUGCAGACACUACUUGACCUUUUGGAGGCAUGUAUGACAGGCAAGCCAGCUUUCGAUGGCCAAGCUACCACAUCAGCUGUCAGUCCAAUCAAUGAUGGCAGUGUCGCCAUGUGUAUUGACGAUACUCUUAGAGUCUCCGUGUGCUGUCCAAUUUAGCUCUAGGCGAUGCGACAACCAGGACCGAGAUACUCGACCGUGCUGCCGUCCUUCAGUGCCUCUCAACAAUAGUCACAGAAUCCCCUGACGUGAAUUUACAAGUCUCCGCCAUCACAACAUUUCAGCAUUUGAUAGAGUCCUCUACCAGGCCACAUACGCCUCGAGAUGCCGUAGUCGUUGCCUUGCAGUCCUAUCAGCUUGUGUUGCGCAUGCGAGCAUCGGCUGAGAAUUCCAAGAAAGUGGAUGUUGUAGACAAGGCGACGGCUGUACUGAAUCUACUGGGAAGAGAACGAUGAAGGGCAGCGACGGAAUGGGCAAACACAUGCAAUAUUCAUCAUAUA